AGCCUCAAAUAUUAAUAAUCAAACACAACACAACCGAUUCUUGUUUCGUUAUGGCUACUAUCCAUAGUGUGCUCACAGUUCUUCUACUGUUCUGCGCAAGAAUUCGUUUGAUCUCUUCCGUCACAGAUCCUAAUGAUGCCGCAGCACUGAGGUCUUUAAAGGAUCAAUGGAAGAAUACACCGCCAAGCUGGGGGGAAUCCGAUGAUCCUUGUGGAUUACCGUGGGAAGGUGUUACCUGCAAAAACUCGAGAGUAACUGCAUUGGGAUUAUCAACAAUGGGAUUGGUAGGUGCGCUUAAUGGCGAUAUUGGGGGCCUUUCUGAAUUGAGAUCAUUGGAUGUCUCAUUCAAUCGUCAAUUGACUGGUUCCCUCUCUUCGCGUUUGGCUGACCUGCAACAACUAAACAUUCUAAUCUUGGCUGGAUGCGGCUUCAGUGGUACGAUACCAGACGAGCUGGGCAAUCUUGAGAACCUAUCUUUUCUAGCUUUGAACUCCAACAAUUUCACUGGUGAAAUACCUGCUUCCUUUGGUAAGCUUUCCAUGCUGUACUGGCUCGACUUGGCAGACAAUCAGUUGACAGGAUCUAUCCCCGUUUCAACAACCACUACAUCUGGACUUGAUUUAUUGAAAAAGGCAAAACAUUUCCAUUUCAAUAAAAAUCGGCUUUCUGGUGUAAUUCCAGAUAGCCUAUUCAGCUCUGAUAUGGUACUAAUACAUUUGUUAUUGGAUGGAAAUCAGUUAAGCGGAAAAAUCCCUGAAACAUUGGGCCUUGUUCUAACUCUUGAGGUUCUACGGCUAGACAAAAAUACUCUGACAGGCGUAGUACCACAUAACCUUAACAAUCUCACCAAUGUCAUUGAACUAAAUCUUGCUCACAACAAGCUCUCUGGUCCGUUACCAAACUUAACAGGGAUGAACUCACUCAAUUAUGUGGACUUGAGCAAUAACUCCUUUGAACUCUCGGAAGCUCCAGCUUGGUUCUCAACCUUACAGUCACUCACUACCUUGGUUCUGGAAUAUGGGUCAAUUGAAGGGCCUCUGCCACAAAAACUCUUCAGCUUGCCAGAGAUACAACAAAUAAAAUUGAAGAACAAUGCAUUUAAUGACACACUAUACAUGGGUACCAGCAUUAGUGAACAACUUCAGCUUGUUGAUCUCCAGAACAACCAGAUAUCUGCUGUAACACUUGGAGACCAAUAUAAGAACACAUUGAUGCUCAUUGGAAACCCUGUUUGCACCACUGCUCUGGAAAAUACUGAUUACUGUCAGCUUCAACAACAAAAUACAAGGCCUUAUACUACAAGCCUCGCUAACUGUGGGAGCAAAUCUUGCCCACUUGAUGGAAAGCUUAACCCUCAGAGCUGUGACUGUGCUUAUCCAUAUGGAGGAACAUUAUAUUUCAGAGGACCUUAUUUCAGGGAAUUAACAAAUGCUAAUAUUUUCCAUACUUUAGAAAUGAGCUUGUGGACGAAACUAGGCCUUACUCCUGGUUCAGUCUCACUGCAGAAUCCCUUCUUCAAUGUUGAUGACUAUCUACAGGUGCAACUUGAACUGUUUCCUCCAACUGGGAAGUACUUUAAUAGGUCAGAGAUUUUGAUGCUUGGGUUUGCCUUAAGUAACCAAACCUACAAGCCUCCUCAUGAAUUUGGACCAUACUACUUCAUUGCGUCACCUUAUAAUUUCCCAUCUAAACCUGAUGGGGCUUCUAUUAGUCCAAUGGCCAUAGUUGGGAUUUCAAUAGGCUGCAGUUUUCUUGUCCUGGUUCUCCUUGGGUUAGGAAUAUAUGCAAUUAAGCAAAAGAAACGUGCAGAAAAGGCAAUUGUAUUUAGUAAACCAUUUGCAUCAUGGGCUCCAAGCGGAAAAGAUAGUGGUGGUGCACCACAAUUAAAGGGAGCUAGAUGGUUCUCUUAUGAUGAAGUCAAGAAGAUCACAAACAAUUUCUCAGGAAGUAAUGAGAUAGGAUCAGGAGGUUAUGGAAAGGUCUACAGAGGAAUGCUUCCUGGUGGCCAGUUAAUUGCAAUAAAAAGAGCUCAGCAGGGUUCCACGCAAGGAGGGUUGGAAUUUAAGACUGAGAUUGAAUUGCUCUCAAGAGUUCAUCACAAGAAUGUUGUUGCUCUUGUUGGUUUUUGUUUUGAACAAGGAGAACAAAUGUUGGUGUAUGAGUUUAUGUCGCAUGGAACACUUCGAGAUAGCUUGUUAGGAAAAUCAGGCAUUGUUCUAGAUUGGAAAAGGCGGCUGCGCAUAGCCCUUGGUUCAGCUAGAGGACUGGCCUAUCUUCAUGAACUUGCAGACCCACCUAUAAUUCAUAGAGAUGUUAAAUCUAGCAAUAUACUGUUGGAUGAUAAUUUAACAGCAAAAGUCGCAGAUUUUGGUUUAUCCAAGUUAGUCACAGACAGCACAAAAGGCCAUGUUUCAACUCAAGUAAAAGGCACUCUGGGCUAUCUAGAUCCAGAAUACUACAUGACACAACAAUUAACUGAAAAAAGUGACGUUUAUAGCUUCGGAGUUUUGAUGCUUGAACUAAUUACAGCUCGACAACCAAUUGAGAAAGGCAAGUACAUAGUUCGUGAAGUGAGAAUUGCAAUAGACGAAAAUGAUGAAUGUUAUGGCAUGAAGGAACUAAUCGAUCCAGCUUUAGCCACCAUAGCAAAUCUCACAAGUUUCAGAAACUUUUUAGGACUUACAAUGCAAUGCGUCGAAGAAUCAGCUGCGGAUCGUCCAACUAUGAGCCAAGUGGUAAAGGCACUAGAAAAUAUCCUGCAGAGUGACGGUUUAAACACCAAUUCCACGUCUGCGUCAUCGUCGGCGACGGAAUUUGGAUCCAUGAAGGCAGUUUCUAGACAUCUUUAUGGUGAUAAUGGGAGUAAAAAGUAUGGAAAUGACAGCGAUGCCUUUGAUUAUAGCGGAGGAUACACGCUUCCGUCGAAAGUAGAACCGAAGUAGAAGUAAUCUUACUUUGUUUCCAUUGUUGUAUUCUCGCCGGAGAUCAUCGCCGUAAAACCUGAAUUUGCACAAUUGCUACUACGGCUAUUUUCACUGCGACUAUCUUAUUAGUUGCAUUUGUAUAUUAUAAAUAUAAAUUAACUAAAUAUUAAAAUAGAU
Impatiens glandulifera is the source of this 3101-nucleotide messenger RNA. Its product is annotated as leucine-rich repeat receptor protein kinase HPCA1. Gene Ontology annotation, biological process: protein phosphorylation. Gene Ontology annotation, molecular function: ATP binding; protein binding; protein kinase activity. The record is from RefSeq and is a predicted model, not a curated record. The transcript has 19 exons. NCBI's taxonomy places the organism in Eukaryota, Viridiplantae, Streptophyta, Magnoliopsida, Ericales, Balsaminaceae. Bases 51 to 2942 code for a protein of 963 amino acids.